ACACAAACUUCAGGGCCCCCUCGUGUCACUCGUGCACAUUAUAAAUUCUUUGAAAGUUACGUGAAUCUCUAAUUAUUAAAAUUUUGUUUUUCUUUUUUUUACAGGAAUUAUACAUUUCUUAAUGCUAAGUUCAAGUUGCUUACUAGUAAACGUGUGUCCCCCUCAACGUCAGUGAGUUACUAAUAUCAUGCAACUCUUAUUAUUUUCCUAUAUGCAUGCCUGCAUGCAUAUAUUUGACCAAGUGUGAAGAGGAGCUUUAGUUUCAUAGAGAGGGAGAAAGAGGCAUGCAUGGGAAUUAAGAACUCCAGCUUUCAGGUACUUUUCCUUUAAUUUUAUUGCUUCAACAUUAUCACCAACUAUGUACUGCUUACUUAUAAUUAUUACCUUCGUUUUAAAAAAAGGAUUUUUUGUCAUUUAACACCUUAAAAAAACUAGUUUUUGUAAUUUAACACCUUACUUAUUUUUUAUUGUUUUUAAACACCUUAAAAAACAAAAAAAUUUAGAAAUCAACACCACUUGACAAUUUUUGUUAGAAAAAAUAUUAGUUUUUAACUAUGCUAAAGUUCCCAAGGCAUGAUAUGGUGGUAAACAACUCCUUCUACCAUCAAAUUAUGCUUUGGAAGUAUAGCAUGAUUAAAAAUCAACGUUUUUUUCUUAUGGAAAUCGUUAAGCGGUGUUGAUUUAUAAAUUUUUAGAUUUUUAAGGUGUUUAAAUAUAAUAAAAAAAAUAAGUAAGGUGUUUAAUUACAAAAACUAAUUUUUUUAAGGUGUUAAAUGACAAAAAAUCCUUAAAAAAAUCUUUACAUUUACUAUAUUGCACAAAUAUUAAGACAAAAUGGACGAAAAUGUAUAUGUGGGAAAUUUCGUAGUAAACAUGUUCACCUCGAUCAUGGUCACUUACCCACUAGUUUAUUUUAAUAUAUGUACGAUUAUUUUUCCUUUUCUUUUAAUUUUAAUUAACACAAUGUUAUGAUAGACGGAAAAAUUUACAAUACAUGGGGAACUUCUUAUUUGGUGGAGUUGAUGGAAAAUUGACCCUAUAAAUUAGAGGUCCAUCACCAGAUUAAGUCUCAUCAAUUGCAUUAUAUAUGCUUAGAAGUGAGGAUUCUCCUUACCAUUCCUCUACUAUCAAGUGUUGAUGUGUCAUGUGUUUAGCUAUCCGACUGGCGUGAGAUAGUUGCUGGUUCAACAAGGUAAUGAAGAUGGAGAAAUAAUUCCAUCUUUUUUAACUAUUGUUUGGAUCUGAAAAAAGACGCUUACAUUUCCAUUUUCAGGUAUAAUUGUGGUGUAAUACUUCCUCCAUUUUUUUUUAAUUGCACCAUUUGGGAUUUCACGCUUGCCAAUGCACUAUUUUAAUCACUAAUAUCUCUCAUUAUACAUUUUAAAAAAUUAUAAAAAUUUGAUAAUUUGAAAGUAUAUUUCGAGACGAAUCUAACAAGAUCCCACAUGAAUAUAUUUUUCCUUACAUAUAAAUCACAAAAAAUAACUAUAUAAGAAUAUGUGAAUAGUGCUAAAACCAAGAUGGUGCAAUUAUUAAAAAAUGGAGGAAGUACAAGACUAUUUUCAAGUGCAAAGAGAAGCUUAAAUUUCAUACGUAGAGACAUGGGGGAAGAAUCGUAUCCAAUGAAGGGAGGGGAUGGCAGUUUCAGCUACACCAAAAACUCCAACUUUCAGAAACAUGCUACAAGUGCAGUAAAAGGGCUAAUUUGCUGGGCAAUCACAGAGAAAUUUGAUCUCUUUCCAAUGACUUCCACAACACCAUCAUCAACCCCAACAAUCCUCCGUUUAGCUGACCUUGGAUGCUCAGUAGGCCCGAAUACAUUCACCGCAAUGCAAAAUGUGAUAGACACAAUCAAAUCCAAAUUACCCAAAUCUUCAUCUUUCCAAAACCCACAAUUUCAAGUCUUCUUUAACGACCAUGUAGGGAAUGAUUUCAACACCCUCUUCACUUCCAUCCCUUUUGAUUGUACCUACUUCUCGUCAGCCGGUGUGCCUGGUUCUUUCUAUGGUCGUCUCUUUCCUGACUCAUCCCUCCACUUGAUCCACUCAUCAUAUGCUCUACAAUGGCUGUCUAAGGUACCUAAGGAGUUACUUAACAAGGAUUCCGAGGCGUGGAAUAGUGGGAGGAUACACUAUACUAGUGCUUUACAAGGUGUUGUGGAUGCUUAUGCAAGGCAGUUUUCUGUAGACAUAAUGGAGUUGUUUUUGGAGGAAAGAGCAAGAGAACUCGUAGUUGGAGGGAUGAUGGUACUCAUUAUGCCUUGUAUUCCAGAUGAAACUGUGCCUCAUUCCCAGGUUCCUGCUGGUAUCAUGUUCGACCUCUUGGGGGAUUCCCCACUAGAUAUGGCGGAAGCUGGAGUUAUAAGUUACGAACAAGUAGACUCCUUCAACUUGCCAAUUUAUGAUGUUUCACCGAUGGAGAUGGAAGUGUUAGUGAAGAAGAAUGGGAGAUUUAGCAUUGAAAGGAUGGAGUUAACUGACCUAAUUUCAGCAGUAAAGUAAACGAAAAGGAGGGUGGAUCGGAGACACUUGAGAGCUGGACGUCUGGAAGGAAUUUUGUCAAAGCAUUUUGGGGUUGAGAUAAUGGAUCAACUUUUUGAUAGGUUUUCUCAGAAGACAGAGGAGUUUUCUAAGAGGUUCAGUUCAUGUACUAAGAAAGGGACUCAGUUGUUCAUUGUCCUUGUCAAAAGGAAAUAGAGAGAAAUUAAACAGUAAAGGGAAACAGAAGGAUAAUAAAUAAAAGGCAAAUUUGCUAAAAAUAACCUUUAUAACCCAAAUUUUGCGAGAAAGAAGCUUAUAUAAUUCUUUUUGUCAAAUUACACCUUACAGUAAAAAAAAUUUGCGAGAAAUGAACUUAUAUAAUUUUUUUUUUGUGAAAUCACACCUUAAUGUAAAUUUUUUUUGCGAAAGACAACCAAAAGUAAGUUUUCGACAUUAACUGAGUUUUUCCAGCCAUUGACUUGUACGUGAGAAGCAUAUGUGACUUUAUUUUGCUAACCAUACCCAAUUUUGCUCCAAAAUUCUAAGCUUUAAAACCUAAAGUUGAAAAAAAAAUCGAAAUAAAAUCAAGUUUGAAAAUUCAAGACUCGGAAAAAUCAGUGUCUUUAGCCAACUUAAGCUACACGUGCUGCUCACGUGCAACUCAAUGGUCAGAAAAUCUCAAUCAAUGCCGAAAACUUCCCUUAGGUCCUUUCUCGCAAAAAUAAUUAUUUUAAGGUGUGAUUUCACAAAAAAAGUUAUAUGAGAUCAUUUCUUGCAAAAUUUGAGUUAUUAAAUGUACUUUUUGGCAAAUUCGCCUAAAUAAAAUCCCUCCAAAAUUGGAGACGUUUGGAGGGGUAUUGUAGCUCCACCCUCUCCAUCCCUUUCUUUAGGAAAUGUAUUUAUCAAUAAUUGGGAUUUGUGAAUGGUGUAAAUGACAUGGUAUUUUCGUAAUUAAAUUGGUAAGAAAAAUAAAAUAAAAGGUGGAAAUAAAAAAGUGAAUCAAUGAAUAAAAUUUGAGAUUAAAUAAAUAAACUUUGAGAUUUAUCAAAAAAAAUUGAUCUUAAAUAAACAAAAAUUGAAUUUAAAUGUAUAUAUUGAAAGUUAAUGUAUUUAAGGUUCUGUCAUGUUAUUUAUACUAUUCAUCAAUAAUAGUUACGGAGUAUUGAUUUGGAAUCACCCCUUUCUUUUCCUUCUCAUUCCUCCUUUUUCAUUCAUGUCUAUCUCGCUAUCCAAACAAAGGGGUAGUGUUUGUAAUUUCUCUGUACUUUAUUUAUACUUGCAGAGUAAUUUUAAUAUGUUAGCUAAAAAGUAAAAACUUGCCUUGAUAUCGUUCUACGGCUUAAUCUUUU
Messenger RNA from Spinacia oleracea (spinach), 3829 nucleotides. Its product is annotated as loganic acid O-methyltransferase-like. The record is from RefSeq and is a predicted model, not a curated record. Gene Ontology annotation, molecular function: methyltransferase activity. NCBI's taxonomy places the organism in Eukaryota, Viridiplantae, Streptophyta, Magnoliopsida, Caryophyllales, Amaranthaceae.